AUGCUUACCGACUAUAACAGGGGCGCUCAGCCGACGGAACAACCACUACGCAAAACCUCGAAUCGACAGCCACUCGGUGAUGUGCAGCCCAACCAAGAAACAAGGGGACAAAGCGGGCCGAAGCCCGUCGUGAAGCCGGUACAGCCAGCGAAGGUCGACCAUCGGCAAUAUUUGUGCCCCGACUACGCGGAAGAUGUGAUCCCCUACCUGCGCUCCGUCGAGCGCAGUUUUGCUCUCGAGCCCAACUUCCUACAAGAGGCUCAAGUAAAACCCAAGCACCGCGCCAUCCUCAUCGACUGGGUCGUGCAGGUGCAUCACCGCUGGGCCUGGCAUCCCGAGUCGCUGGCGUUAGCUGUGCACUUGAUCGACCAGUACCUCGCCAAGAUACCCAUCGACCGCAAGGACAUGCAACUGCUCAGCAUGGCCGCGUUGUUCAUCGCCGGCAAAUUUGAGGAAACUCACUUGCCCGAGAUGCAAGAGUUCGAGUACAUGAGCGCGAACAGCUUCACCCGGGACGACAUCUACAAAUACGAACAGCGAUUACUCCGCUCUAUCAACUUCACGCUGUGCCGCCCGGCUCCGAUCACUUUUCUGCGCGCUCAUUUCACCGAGCUUGCCGUACCGUCGAUCGUCCACCAGAGGGCUCAGUACCUUAUCGAGCUGUGCUUCCAAACGUACGAGCUGUGCCAUCUGUUGCCCUCGCACAUGGCGCUCGUCUCGUUGGCCCUCUCUGCAACGCUGUACGGCCACAAGCUCAACGUGGCUCGUUUUCGUGAAGAGGUUGGAAUGACGGUGGUUGCGUACGAUGCAGCCGUCGCGGCUCUGGCUACCGCGAUCAUCGAUAACCAAAACCAACAGCGUAUCGUCGGCAUUAAGAAUAAGUACACGGAGCAGGUCUACAACAAGGUAUCCGAGUUCGACGCGGCUACGCUGAAGGAGAUUGAGCUGACCGACGGCCGGUUGAUACGUGGGCGAUUUGUGUGCACGGAUAAUGUGCCAAACAUCAUACUAGCCGACGCAAAUGAGAGGUGGAAAGACGAGACGAGCGACGACCCGCCACGCCGAAUCGGGCUCGUUCUGAUCGCUCGGAAGCAUCUGGUCAAGAUUGAGCUGAUAAAGUGCCUGGAUAGUGAUGGCAGCGACACAAGUUACGCA
Mesorhabditis spiculigera is the source of this 1155-nucleotide messenger RNA. The record is from the annotation of a GenBank genome assembly. NCBI's taxonomy places the organism in Eukaryota, Metazoa, Nematoda, Chromadorea, Rhabditida, Rhabditidae.